AUGUACUCCAUCCGCAGCCUCCCCACCAUGCGGUACAGGGAGCAGGCUGAGGAGGAUGGGAUCGAAGAUAUGACCCAACUAGAAGAACUACAUGAAGGGGCUGUUUUGAUAAACUUGAAGAAGAGGUUUGAGCGUGAACUGAUUUACACGUACAUCGGAAGUAUUCUAGUGUCUGUGAAUCCCUACAGGAUGCUUAACAUUUAUGGGACUGACAUGGUGCUGCAACACAAAGGACAUGCUUUGGGGUCAAAUCCCCCGCAUCUUUUUGCUAUUGCAAAUGUCUCUUACACAAAAAUGAUGGAUGCCAAACAGAACCAGUGCAUUAUCAUAAGUGGAGAAAGUGGUUCUGGAAAAACUGAAGCCACCAAGCUGGUUCUGCGUUACUUAGCUGCAAUACACCACAAGCGCAACAUCACUCAGCAGGUCAGAGGAAACACCUGUAUUCUUGAAGCAGCUCCUUUAUUAGAAUCAUUUGGAAAUGCCAAAACCGUGAGAAAUGACAACUCAAGUCGCUUUGGAAAGUUUGUGGAGAUCUUCAUGGAGGAGGGUGUAAUCAGUGGUGCCAUAACCUCACAGUAUCUCCUUGAGAAGUCCAGGAUUGUGUUUCAGGCCAAAGAUGAACGAAACUAUCACAUUUUUUAUGAGAUGCUGGCAGGCCUCCCCUCACAACAAAGACAGUCCUUCUACCUCCAAGAGGCAGAGACAUACUAUUAUCUCAACCAGGGAGGAGACUGUGAGAUCCAGGGGAAGAGUGACGGAGAGGACUUCCGCAGGCUCGUCAGCGCCAUGGAGAUACUACACUUCAGUGCCGAAGACCAAAGCAGCAUCUUCAGGGUCCUAUCCUCCAUUCUGCACCUGGGAAAUGUAUUCUUUGAGAGAUAUGAGACCGACUCUCAGGAAGUUGCGUCGGUGGUGAGCGCUCAGGAGAUCCGCGUGGUGGCCGAACUUCUUCAGAUCUCUCCUGAGGGCCUGCAGAAAUCCAUCACCUUCAAAGUCACGGAAACAAUGAGGGAGAAGAUCUAUACCCCUGUAACAGUUGAAAGUGCAGUUGAUGCCAGAGAUGCCAUUGCCAAGAUCUUGUACUCCCUUCUCUUCAACUGGCUGACAGACCGUAUCAACAAGUUGGUUUACCCACGAAAUGACGCAUUGUCUAUUUCCAUACUCGACAUCUAUGGAUUUGAGGACCUUACCUUCAACAGCUUUGAGCAGCUUUGCAUAAAUUAUGCAAAUGAGUACCUUCAAUUCUUUUUCAACAGGAUAGUGUUCAGAGAAGAACAAGAGGAAUACAGCAGAGAGCAAAUUAACUGGCAGGAGGUUCCUUUCAGCAGCAACCAAGACUGCAUUGACAUCAUAGCAGCAAAACCCCAUGGGAUUCUCAGAAUCCUUGAUGACCAGAGCGGAUUUCCUCAGGCAACAGACCACACAUUCCUUCAAAAAUGUCACUAUCACCAUGGCAACAAUCCCUUGUAUGUAAAGCCAAAAAUGCCUCUUCCUGAGUUCACCAUCAAACACUACGCUGGAAAAGUUACUUACCAGGUCCACAAGUUCUUAGACAAAAACUUUGACCAGGUGCGUCAGGAGGUGCUCGACCUUUUCAUUCAGAGUAGAAACAAGAUGGUGUCUAAUCUGUUUGUGAGCUACGCUGAGGUCCUCGGGCAACAGAGGACACAUGUGAGGAAGAACAGCACGGUGACUCGGCGCUACCAGGCCUCGACAGUCGCUGCCAAGUUUCAGCUCUCCCUUCUGGAGCUCAUAGAGAAGAUCGAGAGAUGUAACCCCUUUUUUGUUCGUUGUAUCAAGCCAAACCAUAACAAGGAGCCUGGCGUCUUUGACGUGGAACUGGUGAGCACGCAGCUGCGCUACUCUGGGAUCCUGGAGACCAUCCGCAUCAGGAAGGAGGGCUACCCGAUUAGAGUGCCUUUUGAUGUCUUCCUUUUCAGGUAUAAAUCCCUUCUGGGCAUGAAGCAGCCUCCCCCUGCCAAUGGCGAGAACUGCGUUCUGAUGCUGAGGAAGCUGUGUCCCGUGAGGCCAGGGGCCUUCCAAGUAGGAGUCACCAAGCUUUUCCUGAAGGAGGAAGUGUACCAGCUACUGGAGAGUAAGCGGGAUCGGGUUCGGCACGUGGCGGCCCUCACGCUGCAGCGCUACACGCGCAUGUACUUUGUGCGCAAGCGCUACUCGGUUUUCCGCAUGAAGAUCAUCAGGCUGCAGGCUCACUGUAGAGGGUUCCUUUCAAGAAAACAGUACGUGAAAAUGAGGAUUAGCCUGAUCAGGUUUCGGUCGAUUAUCCAUAUGUAUGUCAAUCGGAAGAGAUUCAUCAAGGAGCUGUCGAGGCGCGAGGUUGUCAACGUUACACAUCUGCCCAUUCCAGCUGAGCUGGCAGGACUCCUCAAUUCAGCAGCAGGAAGAGAGCUGCACUCAGAUUGCCUGGCUCUGGUCCAGGCUCCAACUGUACAAGUGAUGUCCCAGCUCACCCUGCCCCUCGACAUCAAUAAUUACUCCAUGACUAAAUGCAUUCAGCUUUAUUUCAAAGCGCCCAAGUUUGGAAUGUUGACAGCACCUUUGGACAUGCCGCUGACGCAUGUGGACGAGGACCUGAAGCAUGAGGCUCUUAAUAUUUUCGUCAUGGUUUUAAGGUUCAUGGGUGACCCGCAUUUAAACGGCGCUCAGGAGAACCUGUUUGGGAACUACAUCAUUCAGAAGGGGCUCACGCAUCCCAGUCUGAGGGAUGAAACCUUGUGUCAAAUUGCCAACCAGGUGUGGAGGAACAGCAAUCCCGACAACGCAGAGAGAGGCUGGCUGCUGCUGCUAGCCUGUCUGAGCACAUUUGCCCCCUCGGCGAAAAUGGAGAAGUAUCUCCUCAAGUUCGUCUCAGACUAUGCUAUGGAGGGCUACAAUGCUAUUUGCCAACAUAGGCUCAUACAAGCCAUGCAGAAGUCUAUCUACGGUCCAGAAACCGCUAGGACCUAUCCUCUAUCCUUGCUAGAGUGGACGGCCAAUAGGAAAAAUGCCAACAUGGUGUUGCAAGUGCACUGCUUUGAUGGGACAUCCUUCCUGUGUCCUGUCCAUUCCUGGACCAGCGGGGAGGACCUGGCAGGGGACGUCCUUCAGCACAGGGGCAUGGUGGAGGGCUGGAGGGGCAGUUCCGUCUUCAUGAAGGAGCACGGCCAGUGGGCGGAGCUUGCCGGCCACGACUACGUGAUGGACCUGAUCGCCGACCUGGAGCUGAUCCGGGACUUCCCCAAGCAGAAGUCCUACUUCAUCAUCUCCGCCGACAGCCCCAACCGGACGAGGCCCAACGCCAGCCUUGCCCUGUUUGGAAGUGGGUUUGACUCAGAUGAUGAAAGUCCUCUCACCACGACUCGCCACGCAAUGCCCAGCAUCCCAGACUCAGACGGAUACUACAGUCAUGUAGAGUCGGACACGUUUAGCGAGCCUCCCACCCAGAGAGGCAUGGACAGGUAUCUGGACAGCCUGUUUGAUCCGGUGCUUUCCGACGGAAGUGGGGACCUGGAGAAGGCCGCCAGCAUGUCCAGCCGUAUGAUGGGAGCAGGGGGACUUGGGACAGGGGAGGGCGACGAGGACAAGUCCCCAUCGGGCAGGUCCUAUCCUCCAGGACUGCAGCCCGGAGGUGACGUUAUGAGAGGGAAGCGAUCUGGAGUGGAGACGCAGAUCAGACAACAAAAUGAAUCCCUUCUUGACAUCAGUGGAGACACAGUGCAUAUGGUGUCAAAUGCUGCCAAGGCCCUUUUGAGUCCAUUCAAGAAUUUUGUUGAGGAUUUCUGCACUGAUGUCUACUAUGACAUUGAAAAGUUCCCCAAGCAGAAGGAAUUGUUCGGAGAGUUUCAAUCUCUUUUACACAUGAAGAGCAGCAAGAGCCUGAUUCGCCCCAUCAGCAGUAGGUUCCUUCAGAUGCUGGAAGUGUGCAACAGGAUGGCUGCUCAACCAGAUUUCAGUAAGCUCACAGCCAUGAUCGACUUGUACAGAGGUAUUCUCCCAUCAUUCCAGGUCUUCCUGAAGAGACUGCAGCAUGAAAAGCCUAUGCUUCAUGUUCUGCAUGUUGAGAUGGUGAUGCUGGUAAGAGAUGUCCUCUCCAAGUUCAUGAAACCUGAGGCCAUCCCCUUGGAUGUGAAGGGCUUGUUGAAACUGGAUAUCCAGAACCAAGACCUACAGUAUCCAAACAAAUUGUUGUCGGUUGGUAAAUUCAGCCAUUUUGCAGUCAACAAGGCCAGGGUGGAGAAGAAACCUUGGGUGCAAGAGUUGUACACCUCAUUAAGAGGAGGCUACACCAAGGCAGCUGCAUUCCUGCUAAAAAACCUUCCCUUGAGCAAUAUCAUCAUUUCCUCUUUGUCUGCACUGUCACCUUCUUUAAUCCAGGACCAACACAUGCUUAAUGCAUAUAGCACUUUGGCCAAGGCUCUGCCAAAUGCCAUCUCCACUGAUGAACUGGGCCAGCUUGAUGAAGAGGUGAGGGCCUAUCAGACUGACCUGGAUUUGGUGGACAAGGGCAAAGGGUUUGAUGACGAUGCUGCCCGUAUUGAUGCUGACUGGUGGCGUGAAAUAUUCUUAAUGAAGACACCAGAAGGCUCAAUCAGAUUUCCAGUUUUGGGCAAAUUGGUGAGGGCACUGCUCUCUUUGUUUACUGGCCCUCUCGUUGAGGGUUCUUUCAACAUCAUGGACGACAUCAUCGAGAAGGACAGGGCCCAGCAGAUGACCAUGCAGGCCAUGGCCCUGCACCAGCAUAUGUACAGCUCUCUAGGGGGCCCGACACCGGCCCCCACGGGGACCCCACAGCACAUGCCUGCAAACCUGAACCACACACCUCCCACCAGGUCGCCCAGCCCGACUAAGCCGGAACGAGGAGAGGUUCUCUAUAAGCCAAUUCCUCCUGUGCCGCUUUCUAACAGGGAGAGAUCUGCACAGCGAAAUGCAAGCCCAACAAGGCCUGUGCCCCCGGGUGACGUGGUUCGGGUCUCUAACUCCGAGCACUUGGAGCCCAGCCACAACAUCAAGGACAUCAUCAAACAGUACCAGCCCACUAGUGUCCCCAAACCUGUGGAGAUGCCCAGAAAGGAGGCGAAAGUGUUUACGAGGAGGCCAGACCCUCAUGAUGAAGCCAUGCUGAUCCUGAAGGACCAGAUGGCCUCUCCUCCCCCACAGAGAAAGAAGAUUUAUGGCCCUUCGCCUUCGUCCGCUGCGUCAGCACGCGAGUCGAGAUAUGACGACGGCCGAAUCCCGAAGUCGGUGAAAAGGUCCCACCCUCCAGUGCCAGCUGUUAGCCACAGGCACCCGCCCCCAGCCCCAGUGUCCAGAGAGCUGCCGGUGGAGACGGAGACCAUCAAGACCCAGCUGCACAAACGGAGCAGUGAAGAGCACUACACCUACACCAACGUGCCCUGGAAGAUUUACCUCAGGAAAGAGGUUUUCUACCCGAAAGACAGCUUUAACCACCCCUUGAUACUGGAUCUCCUUUUCAAACAGAUUGUCCAUGACACAUUCUCUGAGGCUUGCAUCCGUAUCACUAUAGAAGAAAGACAGAAUAUGAAAUCCCUGUUUGACGAGAACAAUGUUACUUUAGGCUCGGCAGGCCCAGAUGAUAACGUGAAGAAAAAGAUUGUGACAGCAGCGAGGGACUGGUGGGAGAUAUACUUCUCAAGGCUCUUUCCGGCUUCUGGCAGCGUGGGCACUGGAGUUCAGGUCCUGUCCGUGUCACACAAAGGCAUUAAGCUCCUGAAGAUGGUCCGCAGCAGCGCCACCGCUCCUGAUUACUUCAGAGUCCUGCGACCCUACAGUUACACCGACAUCAUGUUUGUCACCAUCCCGUCCAAGAACAUGCUGGAGUUCAACCUGACCAAUGAGAAGCUCAUCCUGUUCUCGGCCAAAGCCCCGCAGGUCAAGACCAUGAUUGACCACUUCAUCACCGAGCUGAAGAAGGAUUCGCAGUAUGUCGUUGCGGUGAGGAAUUACAUUACAGAUGACAGAACCCGGCUGAGUUUCCAUAAGGGAGACAUUAUCCGUCUGCAGACCAUGGAAGGCCUGGAGGAUGGCCAGUGCUAUGGGUGCAUAGUGAAAAAGAAGGUGAUGCUGCUGGAGGAGUUAAAGAGAGACACCACUGACUUCGGUUGGAAGUUUGGUGCGGUCCACGGCCGCGCAGGAGUCUUCCCGGCGGAGUUCGUGCAGCCGGUGGCGGCGCCGGACUUCAUCCACCUCCCCGCGGACAGGAAGGAGGAGCCCAAGAACAAGCAGGGCCGCGUGGCGGCGUCUGCCGCGGUGGCCGUCGCCGUAGCCUCCUCCGUCGCGGCUCACGAGCUGGACCGCUCUAUAGAGGUGGCUGCACCAUCAAGUGAGCUCACUGAGACCUACCCUGGCUACAGCAGCAUGGAGGUUGAUGAGAGGAUACUGCAUGACAACCAAUACAACAUGGUGGAGUUUGCGAAGAAGUACUUCCGAGAGGCGCAGAGAGGCGGCAGUGACUCCUACAAACAGAGAACCAAAAAAGGGAAAGAGCCAAGGGAGCCUGUUGAGAUGGUGAAAUUCUCCAAGUCUCCCAUCCAGGAAUCUUUAAUCGAUUUCACAGACGAAAAUAUGAAUAAAGUGGCGGCUGACAUUUUCCUGGCAAUUAUGAAGUUUAUGGGAGACUAUCCAAUGAAAGGGCAAACCGAACAGGAGGUCAUCAGCACCAUUCUUAAGCUCAGCGGAGAGUUUGGACUGAUGCGGGACGAAGCUUACUGCCAGGUCCUGAAGCAGAUCACGGGGAACACCAGCUCCAAAACGGACAGCUGCCAGAGGGGCUGGAGGCUCCUGUACGUCCUCACGGCCUACUACCGCUGCUCCGAGGUGCUCAAGCCCUACCUGCUCAAGUACCUGCUGGACGUGUGCGCCAAUCAGGGCAUACACUUCCAAGGGAUCGCUAAUGCAUGUGAGCAGAAUCUGAGGAAGACUUUCCAGUAUGGCGGACGCAUUGAGCCUCCAAAUGGCAUGGAACUGAAGGCUAUGUUGGCUGGAAGGAGCUCCAAGAGGCAGCUGUUUCUAUUACCCGGCGGAAUCGAGCGGCACCUGAAAAUAAAGACUUGUUCGGUUGCUCUGGAUGCCAUUGAAGAGCUAUGUUAUGAGAUGGGUCUGAGCAAGCUUGAGGCCAUGGACGAAUACGCCAUAUUCGUGGUGGUCAACAGAGGCCAGAAUGUGCGCCCUCUGAACAAGCGCGAGUACAUACUGGACAUCACCACGGAGGCCGAGCCCAUCGACAGCAACUACAGCCUCUGGUUCAGGAGGGUGAUCUGGACCCAGCCGCUCAAGUUUGACAACGAGCUCAGCGUCUCCAUGCAUUACAAUCAGAUAUACCCGGACUACUUAAAGGGCCUGCUCAACGUGGUGCCACAAGGGAGCCUCAGUGACCAGCAGCUUCAGCAGGUGGCCAAACUGGCCGCCCUUCAGCAUCGGGCCAAGGAGUCGGCCUACCUCCCCACUGUCCAUGAGGUGCAGGACUACGUCCCCCAGCAGCUGUACACAGAGCAGCGGCCGCAGCAGUGGCUCAACCUCAUCACCCAGCACAUGCAGCAGGUCCAGCCACUGAGCCCGCACCAGGCCCGGGCCCAGUUCCUCGGCCUGGUGAGUGCAUUCCCGAUGUUCGGCUCCACGUUCUUCUACAUCCAGAGCAGCAGCAACAGCGCUAUAGAUACUCCCUGCAUUCUGGCGGUCAAUCAAAAUGGACUCAACUUUCUCAACAAGGACACUCACGAGAUCCUGGUGAAGUUCUCGCUGAAGGAGGUGCAGUCCACUCGCACACAGAGGCCCACCGCUGGCUCCAGUUACCCGUACGUGGAGAUUAAGUUGGGGGACCUGAUGUCUCAGAGGAUCACUCAGCUGCAGCUGGACCAGAGCCUGGAGCUGUGUCGAGUCAUCGCCAUGCAUAUGGAGAACCUGCUGUCCGUGCGGGAGAAGCGACUGACCCUUCCCCCGAGCGAGAUCACGCUCCUGUGAUGCGGCCCUCACACGUUACGCUACGCCCCCGUCCGUCUGUGUCACUCGCACCGUGACGUGAUACACGGCGGGACUCAUCAGCCUGACGGGGAAAACCGGUACGAUUCUCGCAGGGUGUAGCUGACCAGACAGGGAGGGGACAAGGUCCUAACAGUCACUAUCACUGCACCAUGGGCUUAUUUGACUGGUAACACACUUACUAUACCGAUAUAAAACUUGCUAUACAGAUAUGAAUGAAAAAAAAUCCCAAUCCCGAUAAUGCACGCUGCUUUGGAAAAAUGUGUCCAGUAGCCUAAAUGAAAAAAAAAAUCUUAAUAGAACCAGAUUUCAUCUAGUUCUCAAUCAGUAUGGAUAAGUAUAUAUACUCUUUUGAUCCUGUGAGGGAAAUUCGGUCUCUGCAUUUAUCCCAAUCCGUGAAUUAGUGAACACACACAACACACAGUGAACACACAGUGUUGAAGUGAAGCACACACUAACCCAGAGCAGUGAGCUGCCUGCUCAACAGCGGCGCUCGGGGAGCAGUAAGGGGUUAGGUGCCUUGCUCAAGGGCACUUCAGCCGUGGACUGGUCGGGGAUCGAAUCGGCGACCCUCCGGUUACAAGCUCAAAGCCCUAACUAGUAGGCCACGGCUGACCCCUAAGGCAAGGCCAGCUGUGGUAUGGGUGGCUGACUGUAAGUCAACCCAGGAACUAAGCAGGACAAUCCCAUUUUUGCCUAGAUCAACCAACCCAUUGGUCUGACUCUCAACCUACUUUAAACUGUAAAUGUUUAUAAUGUUGAACAACAACUGUGUCUACCUCCAAUCAAACAUAUGUUGGAUAUGUUGUGGUAAGUGUAAAUACAUGUAAAAAAACCCCCCAAUAAAACCUGAAAUGUCUCUGUGUACUUAAGUCUAUGUUGUAACUGUACCAGAAUGCCAUAUUUUAGUGUUUUCAUUGUAAAUGUGCAUAGUAGUCUAUACCUACCCAAGGAUUUAGGU
Molecule: messenger RNA, 8956 nt
Organism: Sardina pilchardus (European sardine)
Lineage: Eukaryota; Metazoa; Chordata; Actinopteri; Clupeiformes; Clupeidae
Gene: myo15aa
Product: myosin XVAa
Exons: 65
Coding region: 1-7977 (2658 amino acids)
Cellular component (GO): myosin complex; cytoskeleton
Molecular function (GO): protein binding; cytoskeletal motor activity; ATP binding
Source: RefSeq, a predicted model, not a curated record